Molecule: messenger RNA, 8365 nt
Organism: Maniola jurtina (meadow brown)
Lineage: Eukaryota; Metazoa; Arthropoda; Insecta; Lepidoptera; Nymphalidae
Gene: px
Exons: 22
Coding region: 320-3883 (1187 amino acids)
Source: RefSeq, a predicted model, not a curated record
UAAAUUCGCAUGAACGCAAGAUGGCUGCCAAUUUAUGUGAACGCAAGAACGAGUAGAAAAGUAAUAUGCGUUUGUUGGAUUCAAUGCCGUUUGUUUUGUGAUAAUAACGUUACGAAUUUUACAUUAUUUUUGUGUUUGUGUUUUCGUGCAAUCUGUUAUGAGUUAUCGAUGGUAUUAAAGUCGUAUGUGCAAUAUUUCGUUGAAAGGUAUAAAAAAUGUUCAGUGUUGAAUUGUGAUUAUUAUUUAAGCAGUGAGGAUCCCCUUUGGGUUGUAAUGAUGCCUGUUGUUGGAUGAUACCGGUGAUUACACUUUCGCGGCAAUGGAAAAGGCGAAGGCGUACAUAAAAAGCUCGCUUAUUGCGGGCGGAGGCGGCGGCGGCGCGGGCGCGGGCGCCGUGGCCGCGGGCAAGUCCCCCGCCUCGCCCGCUCGCCGCGACCCGCCCGCGGAAGAACGCGUGUGCUUCGUCUGUGGUGUGGCUGGCUUCAGCGACCAGUACUCCAUCAGGGUGAAGCCUGAUCCGCAGAACUCCGAACCGUACUUCCCUUUUCUGGGAGCUUCCCAUGCCGCCCCCGCUGGAUACCGAACUGAGGGUGACGAAGAAGGGACGGUGCGCUGCUGCUAUGUGUGCUACACCCUCCUCCGCCAGCAGUGGGAGCAGUAUGACAGGGAGAAUAAGCCUCAUAGUCAACGGUUCUAUUGGAUGAAAAGGCUCGAUGGAAAACCCUUUAUUGGUGCAGACAUGUCGUUUCAAGGUGAAUACGCGGCGCAGGUGCUAGGGCUGGGCGCUGAGGCUAACGCGACCAGAGACGAGCCGUCCAACGCGUCCGUAGCCACGCCGCGCCCCGCCUCCCGCGCUCUGCCCGACCCACCCACCAGAACUGCCUCGCCGAAGAAGGAUACCAACCACACUGCCAAAUUUAAUAAUCAGCGGUAUCCAGGCGGCGGGGUGGUCGGGACGGGUGGCGAGGAGGAGGGGGUGUUGGAUCUCCGAGCGCGUGACCCUUCCGUCAUCUCCGUGGGAUCGCAACAUUCGGGCACUUCAGAGCCUGCUGGGUACUUGGACGCCGUGAGGUCAACGGUGUCCGUGUACUCGGGCAACUCGACUUCAAGCUCGGAGCGCGACAUCCUCGACCUGUCGAUGCCGGACAAGAACUGCAUGACGGAGGUGUGCUACGUGUGCGGCGACGAGUACAAGCGCGGCACGCUCUACAACCUGCACACCAAGGAGCCUAAGGACAAGACUGUCUCGAAUAAGCAGCCGUACUUCCCCAUCUUUGGCGAACAACACCCCCGGCCGCCGCGCUCGCGGCCCAAGGACGCGCAGGGCACCGUGCGCGCCUGCGCCGCGUGCCAUCAGCAUCUAGUGCAGCAGUGGAAUGCUUACCAGAUGCGCGGCGUGCCCGCACACGAGCGGGUGUACACACUACGCACGCGGCCGCCCUCGUUACUGCCCCCGUCCCCCCUCAGCCUCGCGUCUUCCGGCGACAAAUCCAUCGCCACCCACGCCCACUCGCCCUCCUUAGACCGUCCCCCGUCCCAGACCACGGCGUUCGUUUGCUACGUAUGUGGAGUCUCAGCACCUAGUUCGCUGUUGCGGCUGGUCUACUGCUGCUCCAAUCCGGAGAGGGAGCCCUUCUACCCGUUCAUAACGACGCUGAAGGCGCACCCCGACGCGAGUCCAAUUAGUCCACAAGGCAUGGUGCAGAUUUGUGCGUCGUGUAAUAAAAGUAUCUCGCUCAAGUACCCCGCGUACGGCGACAGCGGGGACGCCAACGCAGCUACCAAUAACUCGCAUACCAACAAUAUUAGGUUUAAGCCGUAUGAAUUGAAGCCGGGACAAACAGUGAGCAAUAAGCGGCCAUCGAGCGCACUAGCACCGAGUCCGCACAGUCAAAUCAUCGCUGAAAAUGGGAUGGGACGGUACCGGUGCUAUGUCUGUGCGGGCCUAUACCCCCAACAGUCGAUGGAGUGGCUAUCGACGACGGCGGAGUACAUGAACUCGCACGCGAUGCACUUUCCCUGCCUGGCGGGCGCAGGCGCGGGCGCGGGCGAGGGCGCGGCGCGAGGCGGCCGCGUGCUGGCCUGUACGCGCUGCGUGCGGCACAUGGCGCGCCAGUGGGAGCUCAUGGACGCCGAGAGAGUGCCGCUAGAACAUAGAAGAUAUAACAUCCCCUCGCCAAUGCCGUCGAACUCGUCGUUGAACGGCGAUCGAGUCAUACCAACCCCACCCUCCACAACCUCCGAUAGAACUGUAGCUAGUCAUAAUGCAUGCACGUCAAUCUACUGUUACCUGUGCGGCUUACACUCUGACCUGACGUUAGCGCGGGUGCUGUUCGGGCAGCCACAAGGCAACGCUCCAUACUUCCCCUGCUUGCUCACGCAUCAGCAGCAUUCGAACGCAGAGCAGCUGAAGGAGAACGGUUCGGCUCUAGUCUGUACAUUCUGUUACCAUUCGCUGCUGAAUCAGUGGAGAAGGUACGAAGCCCUGGGCGGGUGUCCGGCGGAGCGGCGCGUGUAUAACACGCACGACUACCACUGCUACCUGUGCGGGAUCAAGACCUACAGGAAGCGAGUGCGUGCACUGCCCAUCAAGGAGUUCCCCUUCCUCAUGCAUCGGCGGACAGAGAACUCGCUGCUGCUGGAGAAUGGAGACUACGCCGUUGUGUGCCUCGACUGCUACGAGAGCCUAAGGACUCAAGCAGCAGACUACGAGCGGCGCGGAGUGCCGGUGGAGAAGCGCGAGUACAACUGGCUGCAACAGCCGCCGCCGCCUGAGGACAGCGCCGACGUCACCAUCGCGAGGCUGCCCUCCGGUGACCGCUCUGACAAACUUAUCCCGCAGUCACUGGUGGUGUCGCGAGGCAAGCGGCACAGCCCCAAACAACCCACGGUAGAGAGACGUGCGACAAUCAAGAUCGAGAAGCCCGACACAGGUGUGAGCGCCAAUAAAAUCGCCAAGCGAACGGAUCUGGCGCCCAACAAGGGCGGCCCGUUCGCGGCGGCUCUACGAACGCUCGCCAAGAACGCCGGCCCCGACGUCAAAGACGGAGCGGCGCCCCCCAGCGCGGAGCGAGAGGGCAACAAGGACAAGCCGCCGCCCGCGCCGCCCAAGCGCGCCUCGCCGCACCACCUGCCCGCCAGCGGCUUCCAGCCUUACCGACCUGAUGAUCGGUUAACGCAUCCGGCAGCUGCCUCGUUCCCCUUGCUGGAGCCGGCCGCCUACUCGCCCUACGCGCAUCCCUCCAUCUACUCCAGUGCUGCGUUGCAAUACAGGCUCGCGGCGGAGGAGCAGAUGUACCUGGAGCGCGUGUUCCGCGGCGGCGUCGGCAUGGGCGUGAGCUGGCUGCCGCCCUACGCGCUGUACCCGCCGCUGGCACCGCCGCUGCCGCUCGUGCCGCAUCCACACGCGCACGCCCACCACGCGCACGCGCCGCACCACGCCGCGCACGCCGCGCAUCCGCACCCCGCGCACGCCGCGCACGACGAUCGAGAGAAGGAGAUCGCGCUGCAGAGGGAGAGGGAAAGAGAACGAGAAAGAGAAUUAAGGUGUGCAAUUCUUUCUCGAGCUGCGUUCAAACAUUGUAUUAGAGAUCGGGAACAACGGGAGAAGGAGCAGCGCGAGCGUGCCGCGCGGGAGAAAGAGUCGCGCGCGCGCGACGCUCUGGCGGCCGCCGCGCUGCACGCGCCGCACGCGCUGCCCUACGCGCUGCCGCGCAGCGUGCCGCCGCUGCUGUAUCGCCCCUACCGCCCCUACGCCUACGACGACGAGGAGGAGCGUGGUGAGCCCGCGCCCGCGCCGCACCCUGCGCCACACGCGCCACCCGCCGCGCCCGCGCCCGAGCCCGCGCCCGCGCCGCGCACGCCGCAACCCGCGCCCGUCUGAUGAAGCCCCAGCCGACUGCAGUGACCGGCUAAUUGAGCAAAAAGCGGCUUCAUGGAGAAAAAGUAGUGAAUGCGGGAAGCAAGGGCCGACUUGCUCUUGAAUGAACCAAUCGCGUACACCCGUGAUGACUGAUUAACCAAUCAAGUGCUAUUCGCAACCAAUCGUGACAAUGUUCAAGGUGUUGCUGAUUACUAUGCCAGUAGAUUAUAAUGUCAUAUAAUAGAUAUAAUGAAAUAGGUGCAAUGUAGAGCGAUGAUAUCCGGAAAGUAGCUGGCAUUGAACGAUCAGUGUGAUCGCCUUCAGACAAAAAAAUAACAUAUUGCUACAACCUUUUUCAUUUGAUUAACUAUAAAAUUCAUUGUCAGUUCAACCGUUCAGUUCUCAGUUUUGCCUACACAUGUUAUAAAGAUUUAAAUGAACUCUUCAACUUUCAGUUAAAACUGUCAGUUAUUUGUAACUGCGCAUGUGUAGCCGGCUUAAGUAAUAUUAUACUUCCCGGUUUUAUUUUCACAUUCCUGAGAAUAGCCGAUUAGUUGGGCAUCCAUUCAAUGGCAGUCAUUUUCCGGAUGUCAUUGCCUCAUGUUGCACCUAUUUUAUUUUACCUACUAUAUAAAACUCUACUGAUAUAGCGUUGUUACUCGCGCAUUAAAUCUGAUUAGCCAUAAACAGAUAACCAAAAAAAAAUCGAGCCACCUUGCAAACGUUCAUAUUUUACCAAGCACCUGAAAAAAUCCCUUGAGCACUCCGGGCUAUACGUGACGUGAUUAGGCGCCGCCAUAGCGUACAAACUACAAGGCUUUCAAAUUACACUACCUGCUUAUCGAUCUGUUGCAGCUUUCAUAAUUUUUAGGAAGUAUGUAUUUAGAAAGCCACAAACGGUCGUUUGAUUUAAAAUUAUAUGGCCGCGAGUAAAAUUACUGGUUUUUAAAAUUUGUUCCUUAAUGCAAAUUAAUAAGGUUCAAUUUUUAAUGAAAGUGUCUUGUUUGCUCGUGGUCAUUUAAUUACAAGAAAUAUCCUGCUGUAGUUAUUAGCUUUAAUUGACUAACUGACUGCUUUUGAAAUGGGCUAUAUCAGAAGACUCACUCCGUGGCUCCUUCAUUCAGCUCUUCUUCUCUACCUUCGUUUCAUUCGGGUCCUUCGCGAACAUCUGACUUCGCACUAAAGCACAUCUGCCAACAUAAAGAUAAAAUUGACGUAAACGUAAUAAUUUUUCACAUGAUAUUUUUUAUUAUUGCCGGACAUUGUUUCCUCACCCAUACUGUGGAAAAAGACUCAUUAUUUUUGUAUUUUCCAUUAACGCCUAAGUUGCAAUAAAAUUGACUUGCCUAAUAUGCGAUAUAGCCAUGAGACUGUUUACCUAGAGAUUUAGGUAUUAUAUUUAUUGGAGUGAUAUUUUAUAAGAAAUAUAUCCAUAUUUUCAAAACGUGAACCACCUUUAAACCAUAAACUAGAUAUUUCGUACUGUCAAAUCUUGACUUCCACUGUCCAAAACUCCAUUUUUUUUUAUUUGCCUCAAAUGUUUUCCUAUUACUAAUUAGUCAUAUUUCAAUUGAUUUCUUACAAUAAAUUUAUUAAUACUACUUAUUAGAGGCAUUUUCCCAAAUAUUGGAUUACAUAUUUCAAAACAGUUGGUGUAAUUUGAAAGUGGUUUAAUUGAUUCUAACAAAAAUACAAACGAUCGUACUUCGGUACAAGCCAUAUAAUUUAAAUGUUGUAUUUCCAAAGCCGUCGUGAAGGGCGCGUCCGGACUGAUGAGGCGCCUACGCCGUCUUUUCUUGUAAACAAAUUGCUAAAUGUGAUGUUCUGCCGAAUUCUACUUCUAAGACUGACCCGAAAUACAAAAAUCGUUUGUGUACUCUGUUACUUACAACUAUAAACCCUCAUCGAUACGGCAUCUCUGUCUCACCAAUGUGAACAGAUAAAGACAGCGAUAUCAAAUCGAGUGCAAUAGAGAAACUGAGUUCCUACACUGUGUAAUACGAAUUUGAAAACCAAUGUCAUAGAAAUAAGGGUGAGAAUCGAAUCUACCGGGAGCAGAGUUGCGGCGUGGCGGGUAUAUGUGUGCAAUGUCCGCUUCAGAUGCCUGUGAGCUGCCAAAUUACUCCAAUUUAUCUAUCGAUUACGAAAAUGGUGAUUAUAAAUUACUACAAUCUCACUUGUGAUUGGCUAAAAGGGCAUACUUUCUGCGAUAGUGCAUUUCGACCAAUAGCGAAAGCGUGCUAGCCAAUCAGAAUUGCUUGCGAUCAACACACUGUAGCUGUCAAAGUACGGCAAACGACUCCCAGGGGGAUUACCGUCAUAGUUUGACGAUCGCGAUCACCUCUGAUUGGCCGAUACUCUCUCGCUAUUUUAGCCAAUAACAACGAUUAAGAUUGUAUUAAUGAUUGAUGCAGCUUUCCGGAAUGGACCAUACGUUCUAUUAAUUAUGUGAUGUUAAAUGCAUUCAAGUAAAUGUGAGCAUUGUAUUGUUACGAGCUAUAAUAUUUUUCAAUAUUGUGGCUAAUUCCAUUAUACACAGUUUCUAAACUAAAUUAAAAUCACCAUCAACAAAGCUCUACAGCCCUGGGUGCGCCUUGGCUUUUGGUCAAGCAAACUUGAAAUAAAAUUAUAAUAAUAGGUCUUAAAUUUACUGCUAUCCCUUUCAUAAAGUUCCCUGCGGAAAAGGAUAGUACUAGAUUUAGCCUGACAAUUUAGUUUAGAUAUUAUGUACAAUAGAACUAGUACCAAUAGUAUUAUCUACUUUAUAAAGCAAAAAUAAUAAUUUAUUGUAUAAAUGUAGUAUUAAUAUUGUGUUCAACUAAUUUAUUGUAUUUAGAAAAAUACACCUUGUUGUAAAACAACUUUUUGUGGUAACUUGCAAUGUGUACAUAAGUUUGGGCUAAUAUUUAUGAAAUAAACUGAAGUUCUAAAUACACUUUGAAUUAGGUUUUAUGAUCACUUUUGAGCAAGUUGGCAGAUCACAGAUAUCUGAAACAGACAGUAUUUCGGUCGUGCCCACACGGAUUUUAUAUUAAUCUCUACUAAUUUUAUCGACAAUCACUUAAAGUGUAAAUUAUAUAGUGUGGGUAUGUGCUGUGCGUGCAGUUUUCUAUACGUAGAAAUAAAGGACACGUACUGUCGGCCGUUUGUCCUAACAAGCGAAAAUAGUCUAGUUGCGCAUGACCGAUUUCACGAUUGGCCGAUCAAAAUGAUUUAUUUCACGUACUUUACACUACAAUACGAUAUUAAUCCAUUGGCUGCCAACUACAGUCAACUCGUAAUUGGUAUCUUCAAAAGACGCUACUACGAGCUUGGUCGUAGGAAUUUAAAUAGGGUUAUUAUGAAAAUUAUAAGUGUUGGCGUAUGAGCGGCAAAGUUUAUUAGGCAUCUUAAAUAAAACAAGGAUAAAAACGUAGUAUUGUCAUUUUUGUUCAAUACUUUAGGUAUUAAAGUCAUAGCUGUCCUUCUUUAGUGACAAUAAUGAAACAUGAACAAUUUGGAAUUAUUUGAAUCAAUUUCAGAGACAAUUGAUAUCGACAAGCGUUGAAGGAAAUAUACAUAAUCGUAUACGAGUUAACUCGUAGUUGGCGUAAUUGAUGUUUUAUAUAAUAUGAUGGUUGCCAACUACGCAUUAUCUCGGAAGUAUGACAUUAUAUAUGGUGGGAAACUUUUUGUUUUAUGUUCUAAAAUUUUUUGGCAUUCACUGGAUUAAUUAAUAUACGUGAGAUAAAUUAUAAUCGAUAUGUCGAUAAGAUUAUCCACAGUCAGAUGGAUUAUAUUAUUAUUAAUUAUUAUUAUUGUAUUUAAAACUACAUGAGUAGUAAACAAAAAUCAAGUGUACGCGAAAGGUACUUUUCUAUCAAGCUUUAUUCAAGUUGAACUAAUUUUUAAGUUGCAAUGCGCUUCGAUUAUGUGAUCUGUUGAUUAAUGUACAUAAUGUAUGAUCGAGUGGAAAUAUUAUAUAUAUCGGCAUGUAAAAUCUGAGUCGGAAAUGAGUUAAAUCGGCUGAGCGCCACCGGGCACCUGUAGUAUAAAGUAGAAAUAUAUAUUUUAUACAGUGAGAAAAGUUUUCGCUUGGCGGGUCAUCGAUUGUAACGUCGCGGUCGGCCGCCUGGGAACGACUUUUUUUUAAGUAGGCUUUAAAUUUGGAGCUCAUUCGAGCUGCGUGCAAUCAGCUUUGCGAUAAUAAAUUACUACUGCAUUUUGUGAUAAGACUUGAAAUCCCUGCAGUAUUCCGUGCCCGGGCGACCGAACAUCGAAGAUGUUCGAAAUUUUAUAACAAAAAAAACCUCUUUGUACGUUUAACUUAGAUAGUUAUUAUUAAUUUUAGCUUUUAAUAGGUGUUCAAUAUUUUUCACGGUUUAAUUUCUAAUCGACGCAAAGCAUUUAGGCGACAACGCCCGCGCCGUGUACAUAUACAUUAUAGUUAGACAUCAUAUGGACAAUACCUAACAAGUGAAAAAAAUAUAAUUUUAUUGAAAUACAAUCAGUGAAAUUAAUAUA